Molecule: messenger RNA, 2991 nt
Organism: Myotis daubentonii (Daubenton's bat)
Lineage: Eukaryota; Metazoa; Chordata; Mammalia; Chiroptera; Vespertilionidae
Gene: TMEM179
Product: transmembrane protein 179
Source: RefSeq, a predicted model, not a curated record
CGUGGUGCUGACCGCAGGCGCGGCCCUCGCUCGGCCGCUGCGCACGCGUCCCGGGCGGGGCGCGCAGGACCCGGCGCCGCCACUGCGCAGCCUCCCGCGCGCCCCGCUCCCGGCUCCCGGCUCCCGGCUCCCGGCUCCCGGCUCCCGGCUCCCGGCUCCCGGCUCCCGGCUCCCGGCUCCCGGCUCCCACCGGCCGCGCCGCGCCUCGCCAUGGCGCUCAACCAGUUCCUGCUCGCGCAGUGCGCCUGCUACCUCUUGGCCUUCCUGUUCAGCUUCGUGGCGGUGGUGCCGCUGGCGGAGAACGGCCACGACUUCCGCGGCCGCUGCCUGCUCUUCACCGAGGGCCUGUGGCUCAGCGCCAACCUGACGGUGCAGGCGCGCGAGCGCUUCACGGUUCAGGAGUGGGGCCCGCCGGCCGCCUGCCGCUUCGGCCUGCUCGCCGGCCUCCUCUCGCUGCUGCUCGCCGCCGCGCUCGCCUGGCGCGCGCUCUUCUUCCUCUGCAAGGGCCACGAGGGCUCCUUCCUCUACGCCUUCCUGAACCUGCUGGUCAGCGCCUUCAUCGUCUUCCUCGUCUUCAUCGCCAGCACCAUCGUGAGCGUGGGCUUCACCAUGUGGUGCGACGCCGUCACCGAGAAGGGCUCGGUGCCCCACAGCUGUGAGGAGCUCCAGGACAUCGACUUGGAGCUGAACCUGGACAACUCUGCCUUCUACGACCAGUUUGCCAUUGCCCAGUUCGGCCUCUGGGCCUCGUGGCUGGCCUGGCUGGCCAUCACCGUCCUGGCCUUCGUCAAAGUCCACCACAACUGCCGCCAGCAGGACCUGCUGGACAGCCUGGUCCACGAGAAGGAGCUGCUGCUGGCGCGGCCGGGCGCGCGCACCCCGGCGCAGGAGGAGAAGAGCGCAGUCAUCUAGGCUGGGGGGGGGGGGCGGGGGAGCGGCGCCCCCAUGGCCUGGGGCGCUCGCCCUGUCCCGGAGCGGCUGGCGGGUCUGCCUGGGCCCACCCCGCGCCCGCCGUGCAGCCUUGCAUGUCUCCCCUCGGCACCGUGCGUCUGAGCCACCCUGCUCACCCAGCGCCCCGACUCCCACCGACUGUGACUGGGUGGGGGUGGGGGGGCAGCACAGAGGGCCGGGGCUUCGAGGACCUGCCCAGUGAGACCUGGCUGGCGAGGCCGGGGGAGCGCCCACCUUCUCAGACCCCUGACCCUCAGGUCCAGGCCCUGUCCCCACCCGGCAGAGGUGUGACUGCUUGCUUCGUGGCAGCCCCAGAGCGACUCCACCAGCCCUGACGCCCACAGGACACCCUUGCCAAUGGCUCCUGAGAGGUGUGGGGGACAAGCACCCCGUGACCUGGAGGCGGGCGAGUGCAGGAAGGAGCUCACAUGGGGCCCCACCUUCUGACCCCCGGCCCUCCCAGGGCUGUGUCCCCUCUGUUCCUGCUCCAGGGCCUCUGGGUGUCCAGGCCUGGUCUCGGCUUUGAAAGUGCAGGGACAGGCGUGUUGGCCUGGACUCAGGUGAUGGCCUGGGGGUGGCCGCAGUGCCGGGUUGGGGGUGGGGAGCCCCUGUGGCUGUGCCCCAGCAUUUGCCUCACUGUGUGUGGGCUGGGCCUGUGCUGGAGGAGGGAGGGGCCAGGUGCCGCUGCACAUGUCUGCGUGUGCAUGUAAGGCUGUGCAUGUAUGUGAUAUUAGUGCACAUAUGACAUGAGUGUGUGCACAUAAGAGUGUGCGCGUAUGAGAGUGCCAUACACUACUGUGUGUGUGCAGUGUGAGUGCGUGUGAGUGAGCAUUGAACAUGUACAAGUGUGUGUGCCCGUGAGUGUGCAUGUGCACUGUGUGUGCAGUGUGCGCGCGUGUGAGCAUGCACGGGACGGGGGGGCAAGACCAGAGCAGGUGUGGACGUGCGGUGUGCUGGGCAGCUCCCUGCAUCUCCAUCCACCGGGGAGCCCGGUGCCCCUGCAGGGGGGGCGGGGGGCUGCCUUCCUAUCCGAGGCGCCGCCCCCGAGGACACGGCACCGCCCACACAGCGCACGUGGAGCAGCUGCUCCAGGGGCUUCCCGCCUUCCACCCCCCUCCGUGUCCGGCCCAGGAGGGCACCCGGGUAAGAGCACCCACUCCGGGCUCCAAGCACCGUCAGCUUCCUCAGCUGCCCCCGAGCUGCUAAGCUUGCUUCGCUGCUGCCCCCUCCCCGGAAGCAAGACCCGCUCCCCACUCCUGCCCUCGAUGCGGUGACGGUCUGUUUCCCAUACGAGGGGCCCGGGGCCUGCAGAGCCGUGGGCCUGGGCCUGGGUCAGGGGCCGGAGAGGGUGCGGUGUAGACUGGGCUGGGGAAGUGCCCGCCGGCCACCUGCCGUGAUGCUGCUGUGCUGGCUGGUGUCCCGGGGAGGCGGGACCAGGUGAUGGGGUGUCCUGGGGGCAGAGCCCGCUUGGGUUCCAGGCAGAGCAGCGGGACUGGGAGAGGGUUUGGGCGGAACCUGAGAACCCUGAGCGGAUCUCUGGCCCCGGCCCAGCCUGGCAGCCCUAGUGCGCCGGCCAUGGGGACCCUUCCUCGCCCCUGCGCCCCGCGUCUGUCCCUGGCAGAGGGCGGGGGGCUCUGCCCGCACCCCAUCCAGGCAGCAGCCAGCUGGGCGGGAAGGGGGAACCCACGGGUCCGCCCAGGCUUCAGGGGCCCUGUGGGUCCUGGAGCUCGUCUGGGCGGCCCCUCGAUCCGCCCGCAGCGCCCGGCGUCCACUCCCUGCAGGUCCUGUCUCCGCCGGCUGCGCCCGGCGCCUCCCGGAAGGGGCGCUGGCCCGGAGCGGGGCCUGGACAGGAGCGGUGCCCCCGCCUCGGGCAGGGAAGGCCCCCCCCCCACUCCGCGCACGGGAAGGGCAGGUGGGUCCCGGGGCUCCGACGUGGGGGGGGGGGGGGCACCCAUCGCUUCUCCCUGCUGUUUGAUAACGGAUUCCGUGUUUUAAUUCUACUUCUGGCUAAACUCGAAAGUAAAAGCUCUUCAACUUAAA